Messenger RNA from Ostreococcus lucimarinus CCE9901, 1455 nucleotides. RefSeq lists its product with no specific name. The transcript has a single exon. Gene Ontology annotation, cellular component: cytoplasm. Gene Ontology annotation, biological process: tryptophanyl-tRNA aminoacylation. The coding region runs from base 1 to 1455 and encodes 484 amino acids. The record is from RefSeq and is a predicted model, not a curated record. NCBI's taxonomy places the organism in Eukaryota, Viridiplantae, Chlorophyta, Mamiellophyceae, Mamiellales, Bathycoccaceae. Gene Ontology annotation, molecular function: tryptophan-tRNA ligase activity; ATP binding.
AUGACGGACGUCGAGGACGACGCGCGCGAGACGACGGCGACGGAGCAGGUCGUCACGCCGUGGGACGUCGAGGGAAAAGACGGCGGCGGCAUCGAUUACGACAAACUCGUGCGCGACUUUGGAUGCUCGACGAUCGACCGGGAGAUGAUCGAGCGCGUCGAGCGCGUCACGGGACGAAAGGCGCAUCCGUUCCUGCGACGAGGGAUGUUCUUCGCGCAUCGCGAGCUGGAUUUGAUCCUGGACGCGUACGAGAGGGGUGAAAAGUUUUAUCUGUACACGGGACGCGGACCGUCGAGCGAGUCGUUGCACUUGGGACACUUGAUUCCGUUUCAAUUCACGAAGUGGUUGCAAGACGCGUUCAAGGUGCCGUUGGUGAUUCAGUUGACGGACGAUGAAAAGUUUUUGUGGAAGGAUUUGAGUCUGGAGGAGUGCGGGAGGUUGGCGAGGGAGAACGCGAAGGAUAUCAUCGCGUGCGGAUUCGAUCCAAAGCGAACGUUCAUCUUUUCAGACGUGCAGUACAUGUCGACGCCGUUUUAUAAGAAUAUGAUGAAGAUCGCGAAAUGCGUGACGCUGAAUCAAGUGAAAGGGAUCUUCGGAUUCACGGGUGAGUCGAAUAUUGGGCAGGUUGGAUUUCCGCCGACGCAAGCGGCGCCGAGCUUUCCGGAUUGCUUUCCACACAUGUUCGGCGAGAGCAAGACGAGCUUGCGGUGCUUGAUUCCGUGUGCGAUCGAUCAAGAUCCGUAUUUCCGAAUGACGCGCGACGUCGCGCCGCGCAUCGGUGGCUACAAGCCGGCGUUGAUUGAGUCUCGAUUCUUCCCGGCGUUGAAGGGCGAGAGCGGAAAGAUGAGCGCUUCGGAUGCCACGAGCGCCAUUUACGUCACGGACACGCCGAAGGAAAUUAAAACCAAGGUGAACAAGUACGCUUUCAGCGGUGGUCAGCUCACGGUGGAGGAUCACAGGCGUCUUGGUGGCAAUUUAGACACGGAUAUUAGCUGGAAGUGGCUAAACUUCUUCCUCGACGACGACCAAGCGCUGGCUGAGAUCGGCGAAGAGUACAGUAGCGGCAGGAUGUUGAGUGGAGAAAUUAAGGCAAAGCUUAUCGAAACGUUGGUGCCGAUUUGCCAAGGGCACCAAGACGCGAGAGCAAAGGUGACGGAUGCGAUGAUUGACGAGUUCAUGUCGACGAAGCCUCGCGUCUUUGCGUCCCUUUUCGGCGACAUGGGCGAUGUCGCCGGCGCCUUGGACGAAGCGACAAUCGCGAACACCAAGCCUGGAAUCGCGAUCGGUGCGCCCGAGGAUACGGGCUCGGUGAAGAAGGAGCAAGACAAGGCGCAAACGGGCGAAGAUGGUGGACAAAUGUCCAAGUCGCAGCAAAAGAAGUUGCUCAAGGAGCAACAAAUCGCGGAAAAGAAGCGAGCGAAAGAAGCCGCCAAGGCAGCAGGUCAGGCGCAAUAG